GCAGACUAUAAAAACCAGCACGGUUCAUUGGGUUUCUCAUAGUAUCCAAGUUCCCUUAACUGGAGUUGCAAACUUACAAAUAGGCACAGGUCAUUUUAUCUUCCAUAAUGUCGCUUCAUCUGAGAUCGACUCUAAAGAAAGCCGCUCUACUGGCCAACCGGAUUGGCACUAACGGCCAAAAAGCCGCACUUGGUCAACAUGCUCCAGCCUUCAAGUUGCAACCGACGCCAGAUGUAUCCAAGUUUGAAAACAACAUCGUUACAUCGCCGUACGGAGAUUGCGAUCUCCAUGACAUGACGAUGGUCCAAAAAAUUUUCGAAAGCGCCGGACGCUGGCCAAACAAAAUCGCACUGGAAUGCGGAAUAACUGGACGCAAGUACACCUACGAGAUGACCCGCCAGUUGAUCCGCCGUUUCGGAAGCGCAUUGACUCGCAUGGGGUACAAGAAAGGCGAAGUCUUUGGCAUCAUUUCGCCAAAUAUUCCGGAAUUCCCUAUCGUAUUGUACGGAGCCUCUGGUGCUGGGAUGCCCGUCUCCUUGGUCAACCCCACUUUUACUGCAGAGGAAAUGGCUCGUCAAUUUUCUGUUGUCGGUGCAACGGCUCUAUUUGGCGUGGCUCCAAUGGCCGAGACCCUGAAACAAGUUGCCCGACUUUGUCCAGCUAUUCGACACAUCAUUCUUUUGGGCCCUCCUCAGGAUGGCGCAGUCUCUUUCCAAUGGCCCAAGACUCCGGGGAUCUUUUCAACGAAACACCCGAUAUUAAUGUCAAGGAAGACAUCUUCUUGCUUCCUCAUUCUAGCGGAACAUCCGGAUUGCCCAAGAGUGUCAUGUUGACCCACUUCAACAUGACUUCAAACGCAAUGCAAUUUAUGCAACCAGGAGGCACCAACCUGCAAGUUGCUUCGACCAACUACCAGGACACGUACAUUUGUCUACUUCCUUUCUUUCAUACCUAUGGCAUCA
This is a messenger RNA of Daphnia pulex (common water flea), 962 nucleotides long. RefSeq names its product acyl-CoA ligase lcsD-like. The coding region runs from base 108 to 833 and encodes 241 amino acids. The record is from RefSeq and is a predicted model, not a curated record. NCBI's taxonomy places the organism in Eukaryota, Metazoa, Arthropoda, Branchiopoda, Diplostraca, Daphniidae. Gene Ontology annotation, molecular function: CoA-ligase activity. The transcript is spliced from 6 exons.